Molecule: messenger RNA, 2138 nt
Organism: Durio zibethinus
Lineage: Eukaryota; Viridiplantae; Streptophyta; Magnoliopsida; Malvales; Malvaceae
Source: RefSeq, a predicted model, not a curated record
GCUUUGGGUUUGUCCAUGUGUCAUUUCAUUGCCUGAUUCUGAAUCCAAACCCAAGGGAGACAGGUCUAGUUCUGUGUUCUUAAGCAGAUUUGUUCUGUUAAACGUGAGGGAAAUUUAUGUCUGCUUUUAAUGCAAUCUGGGUCAUUGAAAAGUCUGAACAUUUCUUUCAGCUGUGUGAAGCAUGAAUUUCAUAUUCCUUCUCUCUGCACAUGGACCUAACUGCAGUAGCCAAGCGUUGCGAUCUUGGGGACAAGAGUACAAGUGAUGUCAUUUUACGUUUGAGAAAUGGUGAAGGAAGACCUGAAUGGUUCUACUCACACUCCUCCAUUCUCAUAAGUAAAAGCAGGUUCUUUGCGGAUCAGCUCUCUAAUCCAGACACUGGCCGCUGCAUUGAAAUUCACUGCUCAGACUAUACUUAUGAUCAUCAUGUUAACCUUUUGAGAUUACUAUAUCUCCCUACUGAUUUACUUUUGGACUCCCUGGACUCGGUUAAAUCUGCUAUUGGUAUUCUUCAGUUAGCAGUUGCCUUCCACUGUGAAGGCAUCACAAACUGCUGCAUCCGGUACUUGGAGGCUAUUCCUUGGGAGGAUAAGGAAGAGGAACAAAUUAUAAAAGCAGUCUUGAAACUGGGGCCAAUAGCCAUGCCCAUAUUGGCGAGGAUCCAACCAGUAGAUUUGAGUGCUACCAAAAAUGUAUUUGUUUCAGCAGUUCGCUUUGCCACAUCAAUUGGUGGAUCCUGUCCACCCUUUGGAGAUGAGCUUAAAGCAUCUACGCAAGAACAAGUGGAAUUCAUGCUUGGAGGGGAUGAAGACACCCCAUUAGUUACAGCUGAUGAUGAAGUAAAAUCAGUGGUAAAAAUGGGUCUGUCCCAAGUUUGUUCAUCAUUUGAAAAGGAAUUGUCUUCCUUGCUUGUUGUUUCAGACAUCACUACUGAGACUGCAGAGACUAGAAUUUUGCAGAGCCUAUCCGAUGUUGAGUGGAUGUGUAACAUACUCCCCAAGAUGGAUUUAAUGAAGGACUUUGUUUCUAGUUGGGCUGAAAUGUCUGCUAAGGUUUUGGGGGUAGUCGAAGACAAGAAACUUGAUAAUGUCAUGUGGGGUCUGAAGGUGAAGCUUAUAGAAGUAACUGGGAAAGUGCUAGAGGCAGUUGGAUAUGGAAAUGUGAUUCUCUCUGCAACAUCUCGGGUGCAAUUGCUAAAGACAUGGCUACCGUAUAUAAGGAAGAUAAAACCUCUCCUAGAUGAAAAGGGGAACAAGGAGACAGAUUUUCCUUACAAGAUGGAUGAAGACUUGUGCCAGAGUAUUGAGGGGGCACUUGUAUCAUUAGUGUUAGCAUUACCGUCAAAUGAUCAAGCUGAUAUUCUGUCAGACUGGAUGAAAACAGAACAGGUUAAGUAUCCUGACUUGAGCGAGGCAUUCGAGGUAUGGUGUUACAGAACCAAGUCAGCAAAGAGAAGAUUGAUGGAGGGCUUGGAUAGAGUUGGCAAUACCGCCAUUAGCCUUUGAUUUGUUCUCUAAUGUUAAGUUCCAUGAUUAAAUGAAUCUAUGGUGGCAAUCCCCAUUCAUGUAAUUUUGACUCGAUUAACGCUCUACAUGAUCCUUUCACCUCUUUUUUCCUUCAUUUCCAUGAAGUUUCCAGGCACUCGCUCAGGUGAUACUCCCCAUGCACAUACUUUAAUGCUAAUUGGAUUUCCGGUUUCAUCCUUGUAGUUGUUGUCCAAGAAUGAACUGUUGUUAAACAUACUUUUGAAUCUGAAGUUUUUUGAAUUGGAUUGUAAUCCUGGAGUGUAAUAAACCCUACAGACAAACAGUAUAUGAAGUCAACUGUAAUUCUAUGUUUAGAUUUAGAAAUCAAGAUUGGGGUCAGCUGCUUUGUAGUAGUAAUUGACAUAUGACAUAUCUUUUAUGCCGGAAGAACAAGCUGCUAGAAGUUCAAACAGUAACAACCAAUUGUCCACCUGAAUCAUCCAACUCACCUUGUUCCCCCGCCGGUGGUCAGACAUUGAAUGGUUGGUAACGACUUUUUUUUUUUUUUUUUUCGCAACAAACACUGAAGCCCAUAUCUCUUUUUAUAAAAUCAAGGAAAAGGGCGGAAAUUUCCUCAUCUCAUUUUCUUCAAUUUGUUUUUCGAUGGAAAUA